AUGCCAGGCGCUAAUCGAGGCCUUCCCUCGGCAAAGCGUACGAGAGACUAUUCCGGGGACGCUGCGCGGAAAAGAGUGGCUCGAGCAGCUGAGACCGCGGAAGAGCGCGUGCAGCGAAUUGAGCAGCAGGCCGCCCGCCAAGCCGCCGCCCGAGACCGAGAGACGACUGCUGAGCGCCAGCAGCGACUCGCAGAGGACACCGCCCGUCACGCCGUGGCCCGAGAUCGAGAGACGACUCCUGAGCGCCAGCAGCGACUCGCAGAGGACGCCGCCCGUCACGCCGUGGCCCGAGACCGAGAAACGACUCCUGAGCGCCAGCAGCGACUCGCAGACGACGCCGCCCGUCACGCCGUGGCCCGAGACCGAGAAACGACUCCUGAGCGCCAGCAGCGACUCGCAGAGGACGCCGCCCGUCACGCCGCUGAUCGGCAGCGGGAGGACCGCGCCGCGUUCCUGGCAGCAGACGCCGAGCGGCACCGCCUGCAGCGGGAGGAGCUCCGCCGCCGCGCGCCACACAAGCUGGCGCUCAUCUACAGCCGCGAGGCGUACGUGGCGCCACCUCGCCUGCAGCUGGGCCAGAUGGAGGUCGUUUGUGCCCACUGCGGCGCGCUCCGCUGGCGUCAGGAGUCGCCCGGCGCCUGCUGUCACUCCGGCAAGGUGGCUCCACCCUUCCACCCACCACCGCCUGAGGUGCUGUGUCAGCUCUUCUCGCCAGAGUCGCCACACCAUCGGCACUUCACACAGCAUCUCAGAGCGUUUAAUAGCGCCUUCCAGCUGGCUAGCAUGGGCUGCCAGCAGGUGCGACAGCCAGGCUGGAACCCCGUGUUCACGGUGCACGGCACCGUGUGCCACCGUAUCGGGAGCCUGCUGCCGGCGGAGGGCGCUCAGCCGGAGUACCUACAGAUUUACUUUUACAACAGGGAGCUGGAAGCACGGAUGGACCUGUACGAGAAUCUACACCCAGAAGUGCUCCAGCAGCUGCAGGAGAUGCUGCACGACAACAACAUCUACGUGCGCGGGCUUCGCUCGGCUCUUGAGCUGGUGCGCCGAGAGGACCAACCCCUCAGAAUCGUUCUGAGCGCACAGCGUCGGCCCGCCACGGAGCACGAGCGCCGCUUCAACUUGCCAGAGACCGGCGAGGUGGCGGUCUUGAUGCCCGAGGAGCCGCAUGGCGUCCGGGACAUCGUCCUGCACCACCGAGACGGCGGUGUGGAACGGAUUAACGAAUACCACCGCAGCUACGACCCCCUGCACUACGUGCUGUUACACCCUCACGGCACCGACGGCUGGUCCCUAGAAAUGAAGCACGCCAUGAACAUAACAGCAACAGAGUACUACGCGUUCCAUCUGCGCUAUCGUCCAGGCCAUUUCAAUUUGAUCGCCAGAGGCCAGUCACUCUUUCAGCAGCUACUGGUGGACGCCUUCGCGAAAAUCGAAUCGGACCGCCUCUGCUACCUGCGCCAACACCAGCCGGCACUGAGGACAGAGACGCUGCGCGGCCUGACGGACGCCAUUCAUGCCGGUGACGAGCACGGCGCUGAUGUCGGACGCAUCGUGCUGCCGGCAUCCUUUACCGGCAGCGCCCGCUACAUGGUCGCCAAGCUCAACGAUGCCAUGGCGUACGUUCGCGAGUUUGGAGGUGGUGACCUAUUCAUCACGGUCACGUGCAAUCCAAUGUGGGCGGAAAUUAAGGACACCCUGCGACGCCUGUACCCGGGACAGCAGCCUUCUGACCAUCCAGAGGUGGUGUCACAAGUUUUUCGCCAGAAGCUGCGCGGCCUCCUGCACCUGCUCCGAGACGGCGCGGUCUUCGGUCAGGUCCGUGCCUUCAUCAGCUGCAUCGAGUGGCAGAAGCGCGGCCUCCCUCAUGCCCAUAUCGUCCUGUGGUUGGAGCCAGACGACAAGCCUCGGCCUGACACCGUCGACCUGUUCGUCUCGGCCGAGAUCCCGGACCCGAUAACAGAGCCAGAGCUCCAUGCUGUCGUCACCAGCAAGAUGGUGCACGGCCCGUGCGGUGCCCACCGGCCAGCGGCCCCGUGCAUGGCUGAUGGCGCCUGCACAAAGCGAUACCCGAAGCAGUUCGCCGCUGUCACCGAGGUGAACGACACGGGGUACCCGCAGUACCGCCGCCGCAGCCCGCUGGACGGCGGGCGCACCGUGCAGCUGGCCGGCCGACCCGGUGGUCCUAUCACUGUGGACAACCGCUGGAUUGUGCCAUACAAUCCCCUACUCAGCCGCGCACUGCAGUGCCAUGUCAAUGUGGAGCUCAUCACCCAUGCCUUCACCUGCAUUCGUUACGUCCUGAAGUACGUGACGAAGGGAAGCGACCAGGUCAUGUUCGCAGUGGCACCAGGUGAGCCGGCGGUGGUCGACGAGAUAGCGACCUUUCAGCAGGGCCGCUAUCUGAGCGCCAUGGAGGCCGCCUGGCGCCUGCUCCAGUACCCAAUCCACGAGCACCUGCCCACAGUAGAAGCGCUGCCGGUCCACCUUGGCGGUCAAGACCGAUUGGUAAGGUUCCACGCCGACGACCAGCUACGGCAAGUGAUUGACAGGCAGGAGCAGUCUAAGCUCACCAGCUUCUUUAACAUCUGCGCAGAGGACGAGUUCGCCGCUACUCUGCUCUAUCAUGAAGUCCCCAGGUACUUUACAUGGCAGACGGCGACAAAAAGCUGGAGGCGGCGGCGGCGGGGAGCACCACAUCCAAACGUGCCGGGGAUAUUCUCCGCACGGGCUCUCGGCCGUGUUUACGCGGUGAGCCCACGCGCCGGGGAACGCUUCUUCCUGCGCCUUCUCCUGCACAACGUGCGGGGGCCGCGCUCAUUUGAGGCGCUCCGCACUGUCAACGGUCAAGUGCGUGACACCUUUCAGGAGGCCUGCUCGGUGCUCGGUCUGCUGGAGGACGGCCAGCACUGGCAUCGGGCCAUGGCGGAGGCAGCCGAAAUCACCUUCCCCCGGCAGCUGAGGUGCCUCUUCGCACUCAUCACCAUCGAGGGCCGCGCCAGCUGCGAUAUUCAGCUGCUGUGGCGCAACUUCCGCACAGCCAUGUCGCAGGACGUGCGGCGGCGCCUUCAGCGGCUCGGCCGGCUGGAACAUGACGCCGAUCUCGACGACGAUGACCCCAUGGACGGCGGUGGUGACGACGCACAACACCCCGUCUUCUCCGAGACACUGCGGCUGAUCGGCCGCCAGCUCCGGCGCAUCAGUGGCCUGGCCCUGUCCGAUGUCGGUCUGCCACAGCCGCCGGACGCGCCUGCCCAGGCCCCCGAAGAAGAGGACAACCAGCCGAUCGACCAUCACCAGCGACUGGUGGACGAGCGUGUGCCUCUACUCACACAAGAUCAGCGGGACGUCUACGACGAAGUCACGCGCCGUCUGGCCACCGGCGAGGGCGGGCUGCUGUUCCUACAGGCACCUGGUGGAUGCGGUAAAACGUUCCUAGAGAAUGUUUUGCUGGCAUCUGUGCGUGCCGCCGCCGGAGAGGCCAUAGCCGUGGCUACGUCUGGCAUAGCAGCCAGUCUGCUGGAUGGAGGGACGACCGCCCACUCGAGGUUUAAGAUCCCCAUCUCGCUAACGGACACCUCCACGUGUGACCUAAGUAGGAGAGGAGAAGCGGCCGAUACCAUCCGCCGAUGCCUCCUGCUGGUGUGGGACGAGGCAGGCAUGGCCCACAGGCGUGCCAUAGAGGCCGUGGACCGGACGCUGAGGGACUUAAGGGACACCGACCGGCCGUUCGGCGGUCUGCUGACUCUGUUUGCCGGUGAUUGGCAACAGAUCCUGCCGGUCGUGAAGGGUGGUGCGCGGCAUCAGGUUGUCGGUGCCUGCCUCAAAGCAUCCCCGCUGUGGCAGUAUGUGACAUGCCUCACGCUGCGUACAAACAUGCGCGUGCAGCUACAGGGUGACCUCGAGGCCGGCGAGUAUGCCACCUUCCUGUCGCAGCUCGGUUCCGGCCGGCUUCCUCUAUGCCCUGGCACACUCGACAGCGUGACGGUUCCGCCAACGGUGCUCAGCCCGGCGCGAUCACUCGCCGAGCUGGCCGAGCGCAUCUACCCCGAUCUGGCCCAAAAUUGUCAAAAUCUUGAGUGGCUCGAAGAGCGCACUAUUCUGACAGUCCUCAAUUCGGAUGCUAAAAUCAUCAACGACCACGUCAUGGAGAGCAUGCCAGGGCAAGAGAAGGUGUACGACAGCGUCGACACCAUGACCGACACAAACGCCGUGCCAUUAACAGCGGAGGUACUGAAUAAGAUAGAAAUUUCCGGCCUACCACCUCACAAAAUUCGCCUGAAAGCCGGCGCACCGGUUCUUCUCAUGCGCAACUUGGACGCACCGCGCGCUGUUAACGGUACACUGUGCGUGGUCAAAACCCUGGGUGACAACGUCCUCGAGCUGAGCGUGCUGACCGGCCCUGCUCGGGGUGAGAGUGUGUUCGUUCCGCGCAUCCCACUCGAAUCUUCGUCUGACUCUGGCCUGGGGUUUUCAUUCCGGAGGCUACAGUUCCCUUUGAGUGUAGCCUUCGGAAUGACUAUCAACCGGAGCCAGGGUCAGACAAAGAAGCGAGUUGGCGUGUACCUGCCCUCGCCAGUCUUUACUCACGGCCAGUUGUAUGUGGCGAUGUCGAGAGUGGGCGCCGCUGCCGGCGUGGAGGUGUUUGUAGCGGGCACCUCCACCCGCAAUGUCGUGUACCAAGAGGUCUUGGAGUAGUGAGUGGUAUCCCUGACACGGCAGUAGUUCAGAGAGCAGGGCGCACGUCUCAUAUACGUCACACCCAUCUAUUAUGGGUCUGGUAUGUUGAUUGUCUGCUGCUGUGUGUGUCAUUAAAAUAAGGUAUUGGGUGCUAGAUGCCGCCAGAGUAUACUGUGCCUUCUUUUGUGCAGUUAGGCGGUCAUGGUGGAGGUCUUAUAUGAGUCACACUCCUGUGUUACGGGCCUGUUGUGUGUUUGCCCAUGUGAGUGGUGUGUGUGUGUCUGCUGCGUCGAAACGAACGCUGCACUGAACGAGAUCAUUGUGAUACA
This is a messenger RNA of Amphibalanus amphitrite, 5009 nucleotides long. RefSeq lists its product as uncharacterized. The coding region runs from base 1 to 4698 and encodes 1565 amino acids. The record is from RefSeq and is a predicted model, not a curated record. Lineage: Eukaryota; Metazoa; Arthropoda; Thecostraca; Balanomorpha; Balanidae. Gene Ontology annotation, molecular function: DNA helicase activity. The transcript is spliced from 3 exons. Gene Ontology annotation, biological process: telomere maintenance; DNA repair.